Molecule: messenger RNA, 2849 nt
Organism: Drosophila subobscura
Lineage: Eukaryota; Metazoa; Arthropoda; Insecta; Diptera; Drosophilidae
Exons: 8
Coding region: 59-2599 (846 amino acids)
Biological process (GO): actin cytoskeleton organization
Cellular component (GO): plasma membrane
Source: RefSeq, a predicted model, not a curated record
AAGAAAAAACAAAAAUCAGAAAACCUUCAAGCAUCAUUUCCACAAAAACAAAAAGAAGAUGCUGAUGCACCACACAACAUCCACAACGUCCACGGCGACGAUGACCAACUCCUCGUCAUCGGCCACGCCCACACCAGGGUCGACCUCCUCCAACAACAGUGCCACACUCGAGACGAUGCACCACCAGCAGCAGCAACAGCAGCAGCAGCUGCAGCAUCAACUGCAGCAGUUGCACACGAAUGCUGCAAACAAUUCGCGUCCACCCUCGCGUGCCCCUUCGAUUCUCGAUAGCCCCACGCUGGCGCGUGUGGAGCGUGCACGUCUCCGGCUCGAGCAGCAGGAGCGUGAGCGAGAGCGAGAGCGUAGCAGCCAGAGGGGAGGCGACAUCAAUGGUGGAGGAGUUGGAGUCGGUGGCGGUGGCAGCAGCACAGGAACGGGCAGCACGGCAACGACAAUGAAUCGUGAGGAUAGCCUGGAGCGGAGCAUAUUGGAUCCCAAGAAAGAGACGGCGCCCUGGCAUCAGAUGUGGACGCAUAUGAAACGCCUAUCGCACGCCUCAAAAGUCAAUUCGACAAGCAGCCUGACGGCGCAGAAAACCGAUGUGGGCGGAGGAUCCCCGCAUCCUCAUCCGCGUUCACAUCCACAUCCUAAUAUGACGCCCACAGGCGGCGGCACAACAACAACGACGACGACGAUGACGGGUGGUGUUGGUGCGACAAUGCCUGGGAAAUGCAUUUUAUUCCCGGACAGGACAUCCUCCCUGAAAAGCUCAAUGUAUACGCAACAGGUGUACUUCAGGCCCGAUAUGCAAUCCUUGCUGGCUGGACGCAUUCCGGUGGCCUCCAUGACGGGGCCCAUUAAGCGAGGACUCCUCUGGCAGCAAAGGGAUCGCCUGUUCUCCCGCUGGAAGGAAAGAUACUUUGUGCUUACUCGUGACUACUUGCAUUGCUUCAAGAGGGCCUCGGGAUCGGCCAAUGAACGUGCCUCCGAUAUGGGACAAUUUAUAUUUAAGGUCAAGCUGGUGGAUGUCGAGAAGGUGGAGUGGCUAAAUCGGCGCUCAUACAGCGCCAUUGGACUGUUGUUGGGUCGCGAGGGUCGUGUGCUCUUGCGCUGCGACGAUGGCCUCGAGGAUUGGUUCGAGCUUUUGGAGGAAUGCACUAUGACCUCCAAGGAGCGACGACGAGCUUUGAAGAUUGCCCAGGGACCGCGCUCGAGAGCCUCGCUGGCUGCCCCCGUGUCGCAUGCCUCGCUGCAGUUCCAGCACUUUGGACUGGGUGGCACCUACUCGAGUGCUCUGGAUGAUUGGCUGAUGACGAAUGGAACGGGUGGCGGAUUGGCACGCCACAAGAUCGGAGCUGGCAGCCUGAACGGCUAUGGUGGCGCCAAUCCCUUCCUCUUCUCCGAUUCGGUACCAGAUCUGAGUGCGCUGAACAACGAGAACCACAACCACCACUUGAGCGGCAUCAGCACGAACCACUCGACGCCCCAGAAGAUACCCCACCACAGCAAUGCGAAUCUCAGUCGGUACUCGAACGGCUAUGCCUCUGCACAGAACAGCUUCACGCAGGGCGGAGCUCUGUAUGGGUCGCCCAGGCGCAUCUUCAUCAACAGCAGCUUCGGCAGCAAUCAGGUGGUCGACGAGGAGACAGAGGAGGCGGAGGUUCAACUCCGACGUCCCAGGCUCUUCCGUGGGGUAAGUGCCACACCGGACAAUGGCAAUGAGCUGGACAGGGACUGGCUAUACCGCAAGCCCCGAGCGCCCACCGAUAUGCGGCACUCAGUUCAACCCAUGCUGCCCACGGGUGGAGGUGGAGGAGGAGGCUGUGCACCCAGCAAAAUCGAACUGGACUGCUCGGCCCAUGACAGCGGCCUGGAUACGCCACCGUCCACGCAUCGUCCGUCCAGCUAUCGCGAGGCAUCGCGGGACAGCACCGAGACGAACGGCAGCUCCUCGCGGGGCACUCUGCUGAACAAUGGCUCACCAGCAGGCAGCUUUCGGGGCAAGAAGCUGAGCAGCCAAGUCAGCAAUCUCAACCAGCUCAAUGCCCUCAACGGCUCGCGGUACUCGGUGCAAGACCAGCGUAUCCUUAAGAUGCGCAACAACGAGGAGGAGCGCUGUGCCUCCAUCAAGAUGGCCAAUCGACUGAAUCAGAAUCACGAGCAGCCACAGCAGCAGCAGGCCUCCUACGAUCCCAACCAAAAUCGUUACUAUAAGAAUGGCAAUGCCACGCCCCCCACAUCACUAACGCCGCAGCACACGCCGCAGCAUAAGCUGCUGAUGAUGCAGCAACAGCAACAGCAGCACCAUCAUGGCAAUGCCAAUGUCAAUGGAAAUGGUGCCGCGUUGAAUGGCAACACAAAUGGUUCGGCCAUAUUCCGGGAACGCUACCAGCAUCCGGCCUUGGCGGCCAUCAUCAACGAGGCCCAGGGCCUGAAGUUUCGAGAACGCGCCUAUUCGGACAGUCAGCAGCGUCGCCUGCUGAACAACAACAAUGGACCGACGGCCAUCCAGCCAGCCUCGCCGCUUGCCCAGAGGCGGAAUAAUGCUGGGAGUGGACUCGGCGCUGGUUCCAUCUAUGGUACGCCCACGCGUGUAUAGCGUUUGCAGGUCUAAGGGAUGGCUGGACGAUGGUGAAGAUGAGAAGACCAUUCCGACUAGAUGUUUAAGUGCAGUAGCAGAAGUUGAGGAACGACGAGUCAUGAGUAAAUGAAAUUAGAAAUUUGCAUAGAAAAUACGUCAACGAAGUAGCAAUUAAAUAAGUAUAGUAGACUCUUAGUGUAUGUGUGCUCCAAUGUCCAGCUUUACGUAAAUGUUUAAAUAAAAUAUAAAUACUCUAAAAAAAGGCAAA